AUGAAUUUUGAUGAUGAUAUUGAUACCAGGAACGAUGAUAAUUCACUUGACCUUCUUGAUAAUAAUUUUAUCUAUAAUGACAAUGAAGCACUUGAUGAAGAUCUUAGUGAUAACAAUAUAAUCCUACCUGCAACUCCAAUUAAUAAUAAUUCAACUACAAUAUUUGUUGGCCAAACUUUUGAUGACUGGCAAAAGGUUGAGAAAUAUAUUAAUGCCUAUGCGAUAAGUAAAGGGUUUGCAACCAGAUUACAACGUACUAACAAAAUCAUAGACUUUACCACCAGAGCAAAAAUCAUUUGUCGUCGUGCUAAUGCUCCGGUUCGCUGGGCAAAAACCAAAUAUUAUGUAAGAAGUGUUAAUCUUGAGCACAACCAUCUUUUGGACACUGCUGCAGUUAUGUUUGACCCCAGACAUCGCAAAUUAAGCAAUAGUGAAAAAUCACAUAUACAAAUGCUUUAUAAUGGAGGCAUGCCAGUACCAACAAUUGUUAACAUGCUAACCGAACAAUAUAAUAGGUAUAUUCAUAAUAAGGAUGUCUAUAAUAUAUUAAAUAACCGAUCUAGGGACUACGUAAACGGCUUGUCAGAAACUGCAAAUCUAUUAAAUAGUUUAAGCAACAAUGAUAAAUAUGAAAUUACCUACUCAGUUAAUAAUAGCAAGCUUCAUUGCCUAUUUUUCACUACUAAUUCUGCACUUGCAAUGUUUAAAUGUUAUCCAGAAAUUUUACUAAUAGAUUCUAUGUAUAAGACAAACCGUUUUGAGAUGCCACUUCUGCUUAUCUAUGGUGUUGACACUAUGGGUAUCACAUUUCUAAUCGCAAGUAGGCUUCUUGCCAAUGAAACUACUUCAAGCUUUUGCUGGAUACUCCAACAAUUAAAGCAAUUAAUUGGUGAUAUACUUGUUUACAAUAUACGAAUGCUUUUAACUAAUUGA
Molecule: messenger RNA, 933 nt
Organism: Dentiscutata erythropus
Lineage: Eukaryota; Fungi; Glomeromycota; Glomeromycetes; Diversisporales; Gigasporaceae
Source: the annotation of a GenBank genome assembly